AUGUUUGUGCUGUCAGAUGUCAAUACUCAGAAGAUUAUACAGAAGGCCCAAGAGUUCCUUGUCCGUCUGAAAGGCGAGAUGAAGCUACUCAGAUCAAGCAGGCAGCACGAUCUCGCUCUCCUGUCUUCCAUACUCCGGAUUUCAAACCCUGUCUGCGGCAGUUGUGCUCGUCUGCAAGGCCAACAUGACACUCCUGCUUCAUCAGGUCCAUCCUCACGCCGCCGAUUCUCAGUGCUCAACCGCCCUCCACCAAACUAUCCAGGUCAUGUCCCCCUUACCACCGUGGAGCGCGUUGGCCUAGCAAUUGGAAGCGCAGUCACCUCGCUUGUUGAUCCCUACAGACAUGACAUGGUCGCCGCAUUGGGGGAAGCAACGGCCCAACCUUUCUUUAUCUCAUGGCUACGGAAUCGCAUGUUGUCGGAUCCAACGGGACGAAGAAUCCUACGGGAUCGCCCUCGAAUCACUUCCAAGACAAUGUCUCUCGAAAGAUUAAGACAACUGCCUGAAAACAGCGUGGGGAGAACAUACGCUGCGUGGCUUGACCGGGAAGGUGUCACCCCAGAUACGAGAGAUGCGGUACGGUACAUCGACGAUGAAGAGGAGGCCUACGUCAUGCAACGAUACCGGGAAUGUCACGAUUUCUAUCAUGCUGUGACCGGACUGCCGGUAUGGGUUGAGGGAGAGCUUGGUUUGAAGGCGUUUGAGUUUGCAAACACCGGACUACCCAUGACAGGACUCAGUCUGGCUGCAAUUAUCCGGCUAAAACCACUGGAGAGGCAGAGGAUGUUCCAGAUAUUCCUGCCAUGGGCUUUCUCAAAUGGGUGGAAGAGCAAAGACCUCAUCAAUGUGUACUGGGAGGAGGAGCUUGAGACGGAUGUUGGUGAACUGCGUCAGAGGCUCGGCAUUGAGCAACCACCUGACCUGCGUGCGAUUCGGAAGAAACUGAGAGAGGAGCGCAGAGCUGCUAAGGCCUCAAGAGCACCCGAAGGGGCAACACCAACAUCUCCUUCCCCUCCUCGACCAGAGGUGCCGUCAUGA
Fonsecaea nubica is the source of this 1038-nucleotide messenger RNA. RefSeq lists its product as hypothetical. The coding region runs from base 1 to 1038 and encodes 345 amino acids. The transcript has a single exon. Gene Ontology annotation, cellular component: mitochondrial inner membrane; mitochondrion. Gene Ontology annotation, biological process: ubiquinone biosynthetic process. NCBI's taxonomy places the organism in Eukaryota, Fungi, Ascomycota, Eurotiomycetes, Chaetothyriales, Herpotrichiellaceae. The record is from RefSeq and is a predicted model, not a curated record.